This is a messenger RNA of Pelodiscus sinensis (Chinese soft-shelled turtle), 1607 nucleotides long. Lineage: Eukaryota; Metazoa; Chordata; Testudines; Trionychidae. The record is from RefSeq and is a predicted model, not a curated record.
AGGGAAAUGUCUUAUCCAUCCCUGAAAUUGACUUAUGAUGGGGGGGACUGGAGAGUCCCCAUCCUUGCUCAUUGCAAAUCAGGUGCCUCAGACACCUCAGAACUAGGAAAGAGGUGAUAGGCUACAACUGUAAAUUUCCACCUUUAAAUCUUCCAAGACUUCUUCAAAAUGCUUUAAUUUGUCCUCUUGUAGACUUUGAAGACACCUUAUAGUCACAACUACAAUAUCCUGCAGAAUUCUCUUCCCAGGGAAAGGAGAGGGGAGGUUAACAGCCCUAGAGCAGGGAGUCACAACCAUCAUUCUCAGGAAAGAUGAAAAGACAUUUCCCUUAUAAUUCAGAGCCCCAUUCACAAGAGAAGGGGUCACUCAUACAGAUAGGGACCCAAUCCCCAGAAGAUAGGGUUCCUCUCAAAGCAUCAGGUCAGGUCACCCUACAGUUCUGCACUGUGUUUUCAAGCAACUGUCAUUUCCACAAUUAUGGACUUCAUACCCAAGAGAAAGGGUAUAUUCUCCAUCUACUGCCCAGUGAUUCUUUCCCCAAUGUCUGUCAUUUGCAGCGUUUUACUUCCUCCUUGCUCCUCUUUUGCAGAACUCUCAAUUUGGUGUUCUACUGCCCAGCCUCAGGAUGAGGGUCUAUUACUAACUGGAACACCACUCUCAGAGCUAGAGUACGAUCAGUUCUUCAAACCUCUUCGUGCCCCUCACCGAGCCAGUGCUAUCUGCCUCAUUCGGGCCUUGUAUGGCUGCCAGAACCCCUUGAUCCAAAGACUGGACCAAUACGAAAACCAUGGAGUCAUCCCACAAGGGCCUGUAUGCUCAAACCUCCCAGAAAUUCUCUUCUUUGCAGACUUUUGUACAUUCACCUUUUAUCGCUGUACUAUGAAAAAGUAUUUUGUUAAGGGGCUAGGAAAGACUUUGAGAAAGAUGGAAGAACACCCUCUGAAAGGAAUAGGCCUGCUCACAUCUCCCAGAGCUAUUGUGGCAGGCUGUAUUCAUCUCUAUUCAGGGGAGGAGGUUUCUGGGUCAUCUGGGAACAUUCCAUUGAGAUGAAUAAACUGCUUCACACCACUGCAAUCCUGUGAUGCUGAGAAAUGCUAUGCAGAGCCCUGUUACCCCUACACCUGUCCCUGAAGUGAAGUCUGAAACCCAGGACCCCACUCCACUCCACCUUGCUGCCACCAACCAGUAAGUAGAUCAUGCAUUCAUCUCAGACCACGAGUUAUCAUUUCCUCAAAACCAAUCAAGCUCAGGGGAACUUGGAGGGACUAGGACAGGCCUGGGCAAAAUACAGCCAGUGUGCUGGAUCCAGCUCACUAAGCCACCAGAUCCAGCCCAUGAAUGCUGCAGGGAGUCCCAGGCAGGCUCCCUGCUUGCCUCACCCCACCCGCAGGCCACUCAGAAAAACAGCCACAGAGCAGUUUCACUUCAAAAACAGAGAGGAAGGGGGAAAAGCUUUAGGAGUUGCUCCCACCUCCAGCACAAUCCCAUUGACUGACUUCUGGCCAGAAAUUGGCCAAUAGGAGCUGCCUGUUUCAAUAACAGGCAGCCACUAAGCACAUGAAGUUAUUUACAGAGCACAUGGCUGUAGCCUGUGCUGGAGCAGAGCA